UAAGAAUGAAAUAUCUAAUGUCAAAAAAUAUUGCUUGUUGCCUCUGUUUUAUACUUGUGGUUGAAUUAAAUUAACAUUUGAAAUCUGAAUGGAAAGAUAAUUAUAAAUCAUACCCAGUAUUACAGUAUACUCAGUGAAAGGUGUAUUUAAAAGAAUGUUACUUAUUUGAACAAGGAAGUUGCUUUAAAAUGUCUUGCAAUUAUGCGGAGGGAUUAUCUCCAUAUGAACACAAGGGUGUUUUGGGUAUACCAGAGAAGUUCGAGCCUAUCGAUAAGUUUAAUGAAAAAUGCCAAAUCCUGGCACAAUUGAUAAAAGAUAGUAAACAUAUUGUUGUACACACAGGAGCAGGUAUAAGCACGUCAGCUGGUAUACCAGAUUUUAGGGGGCCCAAUGGUGUCUGGACAUUAGAAAAAGAGGGCAAAAAACCAAACAUCAAUGUUUCAUUUGCUGAUGCCAAGCCAACUAAAACACACAUGAUUUUGAAGAAACUGGUGGAAAGUAAUAAAGUACAAUACAUAGUCAGUCAGAAUAUAGAUGGCUUGCACUUGAAGUCUGGUUUAUCUCGUAAAUACUUGGCUGAGCUUCACGGGAAUAUGUUUGUUGAUGAGUGUAAUUUGUGUAAACGGCAGUUUGUCCGAAGUUGUCCUGUAGAAACUGUUGGUAAGAAGUGCAGUGGAGUACCCUGUGCAGCAGAGCAUACCACUGGCAGGCCCUGCCGAGGGCGCCUAUAUGAUGGAGUUCUCGAUUGGGAACAUAGCUUGCCUGAAAAUGAUCUGUUGAUGGCAGAGUGGCAGUCUAGCAUUGCAGAUCUCAGUAUAUGCUUAGGCACAACAUUGCAGAUCAUUCCAAGUGGUAACUUACCACUUGAGACUGCAAAAUAUGGUGGCAAACUAGUUAUAUGUAACUUACAACCCACAAAACAUGAUAACAAAGCUGACCUAAUAAUAAAUUAUUAUGUGGAUGAUAUAUUAGAAAAAGUAAUGAAUAUAUUAGAAUUGGAAAUACCACCAUACAAUGAAGCACUGAAUCCUAUGAAAUUAGCAGAAACAACAAUUGUAGACUGGACUAUUGAUAGAAGAGAUGUGCUGGCAUUAGAGAAGAUAUUUAAAGCAAAGUGCAAAGGUGUUAAGAAAAAACGAAGUUUGGUUAAAACCAAGCGAAAUAGUGAAGAAACUAGUACAAACAAAACAGACGACAAAGCAAAAGUGAUUAAACUAGAAGUUAAAGAAGAGAAUGUAUUUGACUUUGAGAUAAAGUCUGAAGUGACUAAUGAAACACCUAUAAUAGAACCAGUUAUAAACACUGGUAUCACAGUAAGUGAAUAGUUCUGAUGAGGAUUUUAUUAUCUCUAAUUGUAUGGUCUUAAGCUAGAAAUCAGAAACAUCCCACCAAUAUAAAUAUGAUUACAUAAUACAGGUUCUAUAGAUUUUAAAUUGGCAAUUUUUUUCAAGAUAAUGCAGAAUCCAGACUUUACAAAAAAUAAAAACCAUAAUAUAAGUCCUGUUGCAUCAUGUUUAAUUUGUAAUUUCGAAAAGGAAUUGACUUUGAAUUGUAUAGUAUUUCCAAAGUGUCAAUAUAAGAUGACCUAAAUAUAAGGAAUACAAUGAGAUCAAAUAAUUAUUAAGAAUAAAUAAUUUAUUAAAAACAAA
Manduca sexta (tobacco hornworm) is the source of this 1649-nucleotide messenger RNA. RefSeq names its product NAD-dependent protein deacetylase Sirt6 (gene Sirt6). The transcript has 6 exons. Gene Ontology annotation, molecular function: NAD+ binding. Lineage: Eukaryota; Metazoa; Arthropoda; Insecta; Lepidoptera; Sphingidae. The coding region runs from base 189 to 1325 and encodes 378 amino acids. The record is from RefSeq and is a predicted model, not a curated record.